AUGUCAUAAUACUUUGAAUUGAAAUAUGAAUACUUUUUGUAAUUUUUAUUAGAUAUAGAUUCAAAAACUUCAUUUGAAACGGUUCAUGGAUUGAAAUUAAGAGAUAACCAAUAGUAAAACACAAUAUAAUUUCAAUGUAAUCGAAAUCAAUAUUAAGGCAAUCCAUUUGAAGUCUAUUAGCAUAAUUAUAUAUGAUUAUACAAUUUUAAAAACUUUAAAAAUUAGAGGACACCCUUUUUUGAGACAAAUAGAUAGAUUGAAUAUCUAUCGAAAAAAGUCUAAAAUAGGUGAAGAUCAAGUUAUAUUGAGAAUUAAAUACGGUUUAAUUGAAAAAGCUAGAGCUUCUAGCUCUGACUAAAGAACAAACUGA
Messenger RNA from Paramecium sonneborni, 370 nucleotides. The record is from the annotation of a GenBank genome assembly. Lineage: Eukaryota; Ciliophora; Oligohymenophorea; Peniculida; Parameciidae.